AUGUGCACGUUGCGCAGUAAACAUUUGUGCCAGAUUCUGGGAAAUUGCCUUAGUCACUCUUAGUUUGAAACCGUCUCUUCCCAAUAUGAAACGGGUUCGGUACUUCAGUCAGGAAAUUUCCCGUUACUCAAUAAAUUUGACAUUCACUCUGUUUAUGAAACCAAUGAGAUGGGUCCCGCCAAAGGCUGGUUCAUGUUUGUUCGGCGUCCCAUUACGUAAGACCAAAGCAUUUGAGAUCUGUCAGCAUUUUUAGUGCCCUAGAGUACUUAAUUCCCUAAGGGGUCUCAUUAACCUUAUUUUCGUAAGAUAGGGUAUGGACUCUACCGGAAGGAACUCACUUCUCAAAUACUUGACUCAAAAAACUGA
Spirometra erinaceieuropaei is the source of this 366-nucleotide messenger RNA. NCBI's taxonomy places the organism in Eukaryota, Metazoa, Platyhelminthes, Cestoda, Diphyllobothriidea, Diphyllobothriidae. The record is from the annotation of a GenBank genome assembly.